AUGCACAAGGUAUCGCGAACCUCACUCGCCUCCCUCGUCUGUCCAUCCGCCCCGUUUCUUGCGCCUCGUCUUCUUCGCACUGCGGCCACGUACGCAACGGCAAGGGAGGGGAGAGGCAGUGCGGGAAAGACAGGCCCCAAGGAGAGCAAGGGACUCAUCAGAAAGAUUAAUCCCAAGGAGAGCAAGGCACCCAUCAGAAAGGUUGAUCCCAACAAGGCAAAAUCAAAGUCUUUUCCUCUUCCUUCUCCUCGUCUGGACCCGGAAGAAUAUCAAACAGUCCGCCUAGUCAGCAAGUUCCGAGAAGCCUGCCAUGUCCGAAAUGUCCAGCUUGUCAUGGAACUCUACCCCACGCUACUCGCGGCAAAAGUCUUGAAUAGCUACGACACGCGACGCAUCACCCAAGUCCUUCACGUGCGCAUACGCAACGAGCACAGUCCGAGCAAGCGAGACCAACUCUUUCCUUUCGUCCAGCAGUUGGUAAGCCAUCUACGUCAAGGAACAGUCGAGCCGCACCCCUUCGCAUUCGUCCAUCUGUUCGGUAUCUACAAGGACGCCAAGCGCUUCCAUGAGGGCUAUGCACUCUGGGAAUGGCUGGUCCAACAAGACGAGCGCUACGUGUCGCAGGCUGUCUAUGGCGCUGCAAUCGAACUCAUGGCAUAUGGAAGACUCAAGCCUCUGCCCUUGUUGGAGGAUCUGUACAACGACGGACUGAAGCGCUUCCCAGGCACCUUUGCUGAGUAUCAUCUCUCGCCUGACGCCAUCGUGCCCGACCGCACCCAGCUUACUACAAUCUCCGGUAUUCCUACUCUCCUUCUCCAGGGCAUACUCACCGCUCGCAUACUGGCUAGUGAUUGGAAACGGGCUUAUCUGGCGCUCGACACUGCACUCCGUAUCUUUCCCACACAGACCCCACCCCGCUAUUUUGAGCUCUUCAUGACCGAGAGGCCUAUAUCUGAAGGAUACACGGCCUUUAUGCUAGCUUGCCGUGCUGGUGUCGCUAUGAGGCCAACUCACGUUACUGCGCUCAUUACCAAGCUGCGAGCUGCCAUGGGAGCGUCACAAUCUAUGGCUGAUCGUGUCAUGCUUCUCCGAGCCAUUGCGAACGCCAUGUAUGGCUACUUGGAGGCUGGAGAAACUCUCCAAGCCAUUCACGUCGGGUCAUUCCUCCGUGCUUUUGAACUGUUGCUACCAGAACCCAUCGGCGGCGAAGAUUAUGUUGGAGAAGGAGCAGAGAUGCGCGACAUCCUGGCAGUUACAGCACAUGAGAUUAUGUCGGAUCUGAUUCAAGCUGGUAUGCCACCCGAGCUUCAAUCAUUGCAGGCUCUCAUCUCGAUAUCGGGUAAGCUACGCGUGCCAAGUCUACUGAGUGCCACCCUUCAAGACAUUGAAGCGGCAGGUUUUGAGCUUGGGCCUAUCGAGAGACGAACGAUCAUAACAUCGGCCGGGUUACUCAAGGACAAAAAGUUACUUGAGCAGUAUUGGUCGCUUGUUGUGUCAGAUGCAGAGGCGAACAGUGCACAAAUACCAUUUGAAGACUGGAUUACUUUCACCAAGGCAUGUAGACGAGCCGAUCAUAGUGAUUACUUCCGAAGUCAGCUUUUGAAGUUGCCAUAUGCCAUCGACAACAACACUGAGCGCUACAUCAUUCAACAAAUCGACAUGCCAGAGACGUCCGCACUCAACUACAGAUACCAAUACAUGAGCGUCAAGGAAUUGACAACGGAGCUGGAUGCACUCAAGACUCAGAUGAAGGACAUUGAAACCGUUGUUAUGUCCGGACAACGACUCAAUCUCCAUGCAUCCCCACUAUACAUGCAUUUGGACCCCCAACACCCUUCUCUGGGUCGUGAAGAGGAUCUACGAUCGGUAUACAACGAGCUCACUACUGAUCCACACCAACCGCCUCCACCACCAGCCACACCUGAUUCACCUGUUCAGCCCGCAGUGAGUCCAACCGGCAUACCCCUGGAUGACCUCCGAUUUCAGAAUUGGGUCACCGUCCACGAAAUGAUGGACACAGCUGCCGACUACGAGUCUGAUCUUCUUUAUGCCGUUGACACCGCCAUCAAGGCUGGCACCCCGCUAAAAGGCACCCCAGAACUUUUGCAUUUGCGUAAAGAAGACUCGACACCGCGAUCUCGCACCGAUCUGAGCAUGAUGAUAAAAGAGCUCAGAGCGAGUCGCCGCGAAGACUUGAAAAUGUUCAGAAACGUUGCCUCAGACGACCUUUACAAGAUGAAGAUCACUAAACACAUUGCCAACGAUGAGGGAGAGACCGCCGUAGCGGGUGAAAAGGGAGCGCAAAAGAUCAGAAAGUAUGUUGGCCUAGAGUCGUAUCAUGACGCCCCUGCUAGUUUGAUACGUCAGGUAAAGGUAUCAGACAGGAAGGCCUAG
Molecule: messenger RNA, 2394 nt
Organism: Alternaria burnsii
Lineage: Eukaryota; Fungi; Ascomycota; Dothideomycetes; Pleosporales; Pleosporaceae
Exons: 2
Coding region: 1-2394 (797 amino acids)
Source: RefSeq, a predicted model, not a curated record